AUGUAUGGACUGCAGAGCUGCUCUUUAUUGGACGAGCAAGACUGUGAGGGGAAAACGCCAUUGCAUCUGGCCGUAGAAGGUGGAUUUUCUCCCAUUAUUGAGGCCUUGAUCGAAGCCGGAGCAGACGUGAACAUCCAAAACAAUGACGGAAAAACCUGUUUGCAUCUUGUUGUUACACUGUGGGGUAGUCCUGAACAUCUUGACAAAAAGGUCCAGACCACCAAUGGUUUUGAGCAGGUUGUAUCAAGAAAUUCUCAGUACGAGCCGCUCACAGAUAACGAGAAGCUUCUUCUCUACCUCCUCGACAAGGGAGCCAAAUGUACAACGUUUGACGCGAGUGGUGACACACCGAUACAUUGUACAAACACACAGAGACUCUGGCAGCUUAUUGUAUCAAGGUAA
Molecule: messenger RNA, 402 nt
Organism: Strongylocentrotus purpuratus (purple sea urchin)
Lineage: Eukaryota; Metazoa; Echinodermata; Echinoidea; Camarodonta; Strongylocentrotidae
Product: E3 ubiquitin-protein ligase HACE1-like
Exons: 2
Coding region: 1-402 (133 amino acids)
Cellular component (GO): cytoplasm; nucleus
Molecular function (GO): protein binding
Source: RefSeq, a predicted model, not a curated record